AUGUCGACGUUCUUCGGUCUCAAGGCCAAGCCGUAUCCCUUCGAUCCCUCUUUCCAUGGGUCGACACCGUGGGAUACGCUCUCGGCGCCCUACCCGGAGUACCCGAAGGAUGACAAGCUCUUCGCCAAGGUGUUCCCACGCGCAAUCUUCUACAAGAGCCUCAGCCCUUGGCUUCCACUCGGAUUCUCGCUCGCUUACUACAUCAUCGCUCAUGCUGCGAACGGCAUCGUCAAGAGGAACGGUAACAAGGACUAUACCAAAGCACCAGGUUUCCAGGCAAAGAUCCUCCGAUUCUUGGUCCUCGUUCACAAUGCUGCUCUGGCUGUCUACAGCGGUUGGACCUGGGCUAUGAUGUUCCCUCUGGUCGUCGACUUCUUCGUCCAAGGCUGGAGGAGCGCAGGCUUCGAAGGCGUCAAGCUGGCACUCUGCUCAAUGCCCACCAACUUCCCGCACCUCGGCAAAUACGCUUACAUCUUCUACAUCAGCAAGUACUACGAGGUCGUCGACUCGAUCAUCCUGCUCCUCAAGGGAAAGCGCGUCUCCAAUCUCCAGUCGUAUCACCAUGCUGGCGCUAUCAUCUGCAUGUGGGUCGCCUAUCGAUACCAGAGUCAGCCUGUGUGGGUCUUCUGCGUCUUCAACAGCUUUGUUCAUACCUGGAUGUAUACCUACUACUUUUGCGCCGCCAUGCGAUGGCCCUUUCCCCGCGCCGUCAAGCGCAACCUCACCACAAUGCAGAUUGCACAGAUCGCAUCCGGCACCCUCCUCACCAACCUCUACCUUCUCACCACGCUCAACUCAUCCAAGGUGGCCGCGGGCUACAAGGCCAACCGGGUCUCGUCGUGGUACCAGUCGAGCGCCAUGCGCGAGCAGUCCCUUCUCCGACACGCCGUCAGCCGAGCUGCCUCGUCGGAUCCAACAAGCUGCAUGCAGACAACCGGCGCAGAGAUUGCGCUGCACGUCAACACCAUGUACAUGUUUCCGCUCCUCGCCCUCUUCUUCAACUUCUUCAUGCGCUCCUACCUUCAAAAGCCCUCCGCGACAAACGGUCACGCGAAGAAGACGGCUGAUACUAAGGGCAGGCAAUGA
Molecule: messenger RNA, 1086 nt
Organism: Kalmanozyma brasiliensis GHG001
Lineage: Eukaryota; Fungi; Basidiomycota; Ustilaginomycetes; Ustilaginales
Product: GNS1/SUR4 membrane protein
Exons: 3
Coding region: 1-1086 (361 amino acids)
Biological process (GO): very long-chain fatty acid biosynthetic process; fatty acid elongation, monounsaturated fatty acid; sphingolipid biosynthetic process
Cellular component (GO): endoplasmic reticulum membrane
Molecular function (GO): fatty acid elongase activity
Source: RefSeq, a predicted model, not a curated record